GGAGAGGUCAAGCAGGGGGGAGGGGGGCUUUAUGCAGUGACCACUGGGACCAUGGAUCUGGUCAUUCUUUCUCUAACUCUCAUUUAUCUGUCUUCUUUGCAGGAAACCAAAAAAAUGUUCAAGGCGGCCAAGAAGACCAUCUUUUCCUGUUUCAGAGGCUCCAAACAGGACGAUGAAAAUCUCGGAAUUCCUCCAAGCACGGUAGAUGAAGAAUUGGACAUACCACCCAUUCUUUUUGAGCAGUCACAAUUCAGCAUAGAGGAGACGUCAGUCAAAAUGAAGGUAGAAGACACAGAGGCCCAAGGAAGCAACAUGCCCAAACAAAAUGUGGUAAGAAAAAAACAUAUGUGGAAGAAGCCACUUUUCCAGUGUUUCCAUACUAAAGGUGCUUCCUUUGUUUUUAAUCAGGAAAUGCAGCAGCUUCCAGUUUCACCAGCCCCAUACGUGGUCGGUCCUGAUGAGGAAGGCAUGGUCACCCAGUGGUCUUCAGAUGUGAGCUAUCCUCUGUCCAGUUCAACAAGCACGGUAGAUGAAGAAUUGGACAUACCACCCAUUCUUUUUGAGCAGUCACAAUUCAGCAUAGAGGAGAAAAAUGAAUGGGUACAUAAAAUGUGCCAGAAAUUCACCAGUCUGCCUUCUCAAAUGCGUGACCAUAUGACAAAGACCGUGGCCCAGAGGCAUUUGCUUAGUGUUGUAGAACAUUGCUUUGAAUCGGACGAAGAUGAGUGUAUUGAGUUCUUGGCUGAGAUUGUUAAAUCUCCAAAAUGCAAUCUGGAUAUCGUGAUCCGAAUGCUUUAUGACAAGGCAAAAGAAGGCAGCUGGCUUCCGGAGGAGGGAGUGCAAAAGCUAAGUGCCAAGGUCAAGGCAGCAAGAUACCUGAUACCAAUCAUAAAGUGUGUCUGUGAUCCCAGAAGGUUAAUGUUCUGGUAUGAUUUGUUAUGUUCAAUGUACGUGGACAUUUGGAACAGUCAGCCUCGCAGAUCUGACGAAGAUGGUGUCAAAAACAUGGAAAUAUACCUUCAGCCAGGGGAAAUAGUACACAUUAUCAGAAUUCUGAAAAACAAGGAGGAAGAAUAUAUGAGGCAGAUUUUACCAGAUGUUGCCAAUUGAACCAAAUGUUGCUUUGUCCAAGUUUUCUACUGUGCUGCUACAAUCUAUGUGAACUUGCUGUGUCUGUGAAGGAGGCCGAUCCCAUCACAACAUCCACUCAGCCUGUGUUGAGCCAGAGUCUUGUCCUUUCCCUAGCUCUACUAGUAUGCAAGCAUGGUCCAGGAGGGCAGUAAAUCAAGCCAGGAAGAUGGAAUGAGACAAGCCAGGAUGGAGGCUUCCUCUCUCUCUUAAGCCUAUUGGACUUAUCUGGUUGGGAAGUUUGGCAGCUGGGGUGAGUUUGCAUGUUGACAUUUAUAGCAUCACCUUCCAAGGGUAGUGGAGUGGGAUGGAGUCUCCUUCUUUGGAGGUCUUCAAGCAGAGGCUGGGUGGCCAUCUGUCAGGGAUGCUUUGGUUGUGAUCUCCUGCAUGGCAGAGUGGGGUUGGACUGGAUGGCCCUUGGGGUCUCCUCCAACUCUAGGAUUCUGGGAGAGGAAGGAAACAGCCCAGAAAGGCCGAUUUCUUUCUUCCCUCCUGCACUUAGCUGGGUAGAUGUUUUGGCUGUUGGGCUGGGAAGACAAGAGAGCAAAGCAGAAGCAUUAAUGACUUUGUCCUUGUAGGUCAAAAUAGUAUACCGUCCUUUCCAUAUUUGUGGGGGUUAAAAACACCCAUGGCCACGGCUGCUCAUGCAGCCGGCCGGCUACCCUCUUCCUCCUCCAUGGCAUUAUUCCUAGACAGGCAAACUUAUAUAUUAUUAAUAAUAAAAUUAAAAACCAAGGGAAACUGAUAUAUAUUUUAGUAAUAAAAUUAAACAAAAAUAAAAUUAAAAACCGAGGUGUCGCGGCAGAGAGAGACGCAGAGACAGGAAUGGGGGUGCAAAGCUUCUCCUGCUCGCCAGGUCUCGGCCAGCCCUCUUUAUUCACAUCAGGGACACAUUAGGUUUCACAUUAUCUCACUGUACAUCAGAAGGCAAUUAAAGGAAUCAGGGACCAAUGUGUACUUAAGAGAGUUCUAAUUAGCAAAGGGGAGCAAGAUGUGUACACUGUCUCAGCCGAAUCAACAUGGGCUUAUCCAAUUAUGGAUAAAGCAUUGUCUACCAGAAGGUGAGUCAUGAUCUCGUGGUUUGCCAGCGAGGCCAUCACAUCCUAUUCUCGGUAGACAUUGCUAUCCUGGGAGGGGGUGCACCCCCUGGGCUUUCCAGGGGAUGCCACACCGAGGGAAACAUAUAUUUUAGUAAUAAAAUUAACCAAAGAUAAAAUUAAAAACUAAGGGAAAUUCCUCCUUUUCUUAUUACUGCUUUCAUCUGCAAGAUGAACAAAGUCAAACAGUACUUCUGCCUCGGUCUCCACCUUUCCAGCUCCACACUCAGAAUGUCUGUCUGGCUCAGCCAAGAAGGAAGAGAGAAAUGGGCCUUUCCGGGUCAU
Messenger RNA from Sceloporus undulatus (fence lizard), 2510 nucleotides. RefSeq lists its product as uncharacterized. The coding region runs from base 52 to 1110 and encodes 352 amino acids. The transcript is spliced from 8 exons. NCBI's taxonomy places the organism in Eukaryota, Metazoa, Chordata, Lepidosauria, Squamata, Phrynosomatidae. The record is from RefSeq and is a predicted model, not a curated record.